This is a messenger RNA of Cuscuta campestris, 889 nucleotides long. NCBI's taxonomy places the organism in Eukaryota, Viridiplantae, Streptophyta, Magnoliopsida, Solanales, Convolvulaceae. The record is from the annotation of a GenBank genome assembly.
AGACCAAGGGAUAGGUGACGUCCGCUAAACGACGAGCCUCGAUCAGAGGGCUUUGACUUAAUGUAUUGUACCCCCUAUAAAAGGGGUGGCACCCCUCAUUGUAAUGGAUCCGAAUUUUGAAGUCAAUAUUCUCCUACUUUGCAUUCUCUCUCUCUAAAACUCAUAUUAUCUGAUAUACUCGGUGGUUUAUAGCCAUCAAAUUGGUGCUUUCAUUGAGAGGAGAAGAACAUACUCGUAGGUUAACUCCCGAAAGCGAGAAUGGUGCAGACAAGGAGCAACGUCCCCACCACCAGCCACGUCGGUGGCGAGGAGAACACGCAGAGCAGCAGCAAUGGCACGGGUGGUAUCACUUCGACUCCGGACGCGGUCGAGGCACUGUUCGGCUUGGGGGUGACCACGGAGCAGCUCCAGGCAACCGUUGCGGCACUUUCUGCCCUGGGUGGGAACGUGCCUAGCGCCAGAGCUAGCAAAGCUCCGCCCGGUCCCUAUGCCGAACACGCUGCCACUUCCCAACACAAGGGGAAGAAGACCUGGAGGAGCAGAAGGAGGCCCGGCAAGGCCCCGGUGAUCGAGGAGGUGUUGGUGGAAGAUGUCCCCGAAGGAGAAGACGAUGAGUCCAGCGAGUGGCGAGUGUCGGCCUUCAGACGCUUGGGAGGUGAAGAGACUCGGGUGUCGGCCUUCGGCAGGCUCAACCGUGGACCGGAAGGACGCCCGGGCGAUCUCCGCCUACAAAUAUCCGAAGGCAGGAGGAAGCAUGCUGAGGAGUCCGCGACGUCAGACGCCUGCUCGGCGAGGCCCGAGCGGAGCAGAGAGAGGCAAGGCGAGUGGACCUAGCGUCGCAAUAGCUCGACGGGAACUAUGAGGACAAAGGCCUCUGACCAAGGGGUAU